This is a messenger RNA of Hypoxylon fragiforme, 2576 nucleotides long. Its product is annotated as cation efflux family-domain-containing protein. Gene Ontology annotation, biological process: intracellular zinc ion homeostasis; transmembrane transport; zinc ion transport. The transcript has a single exon. Gene Ontology annotation, cellular component: Golgi apparatus; membrane. The coding region runs from base 484 to 2043 and encodes 519 amino acids. Gene Ontology annotation, molecular function: zinc ion transmembrane transporter activity. The record is from RefSeq and is a predicted model, not a curated record. Lineage: Eukaryota; Fungi; Ascomycota; Sordariomycetes; Xylariales; Hypoxylaceae.
GUUUGAUAUAAGUAAUUACUGGUUGGCAUCGCAUAGACCUUGGUAGAUAAAAAGUACAAGUACUUGGUCAGGAACCAAAAAGUGUAAUCGAAUCAAUUCAAUGUUCGUAAAGUCAAUUCUGCCUCAGUGCUGUCAGCCAGACUCAGCCUGUUAAUAAGUCCCAAGUACCUACGAACCUUGAAUCCAUCCAUCUGAUCCUCCGCAUUCCAAAUCUGUUAAAUCUGUUAUUCCUGCAUGCACCGAAGCAAAAAAAAAAAAAAAGUUUGGCUCUAAGACAACCUGUCAAGAAAAAGAGCCGAUUCGAAUAUUUGAUGACAUGCUAUCAUUGAACAAAUAGUAAAAAAAAGAAAGGACCUUAUCUCAACUAAAAGGUAACAAAGCCUUGAGCAUAGUAAGACGGUAACUAUACGAAGUACAUACAAUACAAGACUAAUAAACCGUUCUAAAUUGGGAAAGGCGCGGAAUAUCGUAUUGCGCGUGGGAAUGGAAACGGUAAUGGGAAUGGCUCCCAGUACCGGUACCAGGACCUUUCCUCCACCUCCCAUAUCUGUCACCCCCAUCAUCCACACCCCAGACGAUCACGAUUUCGAUCACGAUUACGGCUUCGAGGGCGGUGACGAUAAUAGCCAAGAUCAACCAAAUCACUUUGUCUACGAGGUUAACAGUCCACUACUUACGCCCACACAAGACACCUUUUACGAUCCCAAUCGCUUAUCGCCUGUCGCUCCCACUUUCUCCAGCAACAUCCACUUGAGUCCCAAUAUGACCUCAAGCUCUGCUAUAUUCAAUGGCUUCCAAACCGAGAACUCAUUGGCCAUUGAUAUACCAAAUUCCAAUUCCACCGCUGCUCCGAACCCUUUCAACUUCCAAACUCAGAUAAUAUCUACCUCACCCGUCAAACCCAAUGUUGGCCAGCGUCGUGGCCACAAAUACAAGCAUUCGAGCAUUAGCGCUCAGCAUCAGAUCUUCCAAGAGCCGCCGCCCAGACCCCCGCUUGCCCUUCCGCGCGAUCUACCCAUACCUACCGUAAGGGAAGCAUGGCAUUCCAUGUCCAAAGAUCAGCACCGCCGUUUGUGUUGGUGUAUAUGCCAUCUCUUUGUCGCCUUCUCUGUCUUCCUCUCAGCUCAUGGUUCUCUUGCCAUGACUGCCCUCUCUCACCUUAUCUUCUUCGACGUCGGUUCGGCACUUAUAUGCGUCGGUGUCGAUGUUUUGGGCAACUUCGAGGUGUGGAAACGCAGCAGCAUCCGGCAUCCUUUCGGUCUAGAGCGCGCUGAAGUUCUCGCCGGCUUUGCUCUGAGCGUCUUUCUUAUUUUUGGUGGCUUUGAUCUAGUCAGCCAUAAUCUGAAGCACGUCCUGGAGGGGCAAGGUGGCCACACGGCACAUCACCCAGACCCUCACGAGGGAGGAGAACCUAGAGUCUCGGGGGGUAGCCUGGAUAUGGUGAGUCUGGCUGCUAUCGUCGCAACGCUUGUUAGUGCGUAUGGCUUGAGGAAUCACGCCAGGAUCAGCAAGGUCAUGCGUGUGAGCUAUCUAUCUAGCCUACCUAGUGUCCUAUCGAACCCCUUCCAUUUCUUGACAUUAUCCACGUCGUCUCUUAUGGUCCUACUUCCUUUAUUCUCCAUCCCGAUCCACAUGUUCCUCGAUAGCGCCAUAUGUGGGCUAAUGGCUGUUGCCAUGUUCGGGCUCGGCGUUCGACUUGCCAUCGCCCAGGGUCUGAUGCUCCUGAUGAGCUACAGCGGACAUUCGAGCUCGAGCUCCCCCAACAGGAAUAAGGACCUCGGUGUGGCCGAUGUGGUACGCGAAAUAGAGGCCGAACCUAGCGUUGAGAAGGUCGAAGAGGCGCGGUUCUGGCAGGUGCACUACGGACUCUGCAUGGCAAACCUCAAGCUAUCAGUGGCAAAGAGCUGUGAUGAUGCGGCGACGAGCCGGCUUCGCGCUCGCAUAUCGAGUCUAAUACAGAAUCGUCUUGGAGAAGGGUACGGGAAAGGAGGGAGUUUGCGCUGGGAGGUUAGUCUACAGAUGGGUACGACUGCCCGGUUUUAAUUGUCUUUUUUUGGAGGGUCUCUUUUCUUUACGUAUACAUAUAUCCGUCCGAUCCACCUACCGCUCCAGCCGUUGUCAUGAUAUGUACAUUACAGGAGCACUUGCGAUAUGGGUGUCGGUUUUGGUGUUAGGGGUCGGGGUCGGAGUCGAAGCCAGGCGUAGUCUUUGGUACAUAGGUCAGACGGCGUGACACGAGAUAAGAAAAUAAAGUAAGACGAGAAGAGAGGCUAGAAAAUAAAACGAGUAUGCUUGAAGUCGGAUCUUGGUUGUAUAUAUUUUGAAGAGCGAGGCUUAGUUUUUUGUACAUAUCAAUACCUCCCUACCUAGCUACCAAUCAGCCUACUGUUUUGAACGGGGAAAGGAAAAUUAAGAUGGGGAUGGAGAUGGGUAAAUAGAUGAGUAAAUGAGGAUAUCCAUACAUACAUAAGAGUCAAUAUUGUCUAGGUCUUGGGGUUUGCGCGUGCCGUGACACUAGGUAGACGAGGGUGCGUAGGAGGCAUGUAAGGUUGAAUAUCGAGUAGUCUUUGUAUAAG